AACCCUAAUUUCUGAUUGUUGAUUCCUGUUCUUUUCUCUGAUUUUACGAUUCAUCAAACAAGGGUAGAAGAAUCUUUUUGGAAUUUCUUGUGGCUUUGGGGGCUUGAUGACGAUGGAAAGUUUUAACUCGACCGAAGAUCAGAUCUUCAUCUUUUUGAGUUUUUUUCUUUUCUUGUUUUUUCUCGUUUGAAUUUCGAAUUGGAUUCAUCGGCGCCGUUGAUCCUCACAGGAUCGCCGGUCCGGUGUUAGGGUACUGGAAGGGAUGUGUGGACUCUUCUUGAAUUGACUCGAAUUCGGGUUUCGGGCCUUCUGUUAUUUAUCAGUCGGGUUUUGUGUUUGUGAAAAGACGAUGUUGUCCUUUGCUCAAUAGAAACAUAGUGGGAUUUGGGAAUGAUAAUUGCGUCUUUCAGGAGGAUUGCUUUACAAGAACCAGACUGUGAGAGAGAAAGAUGGGUUCUGAGAACAAAACAAACGAUGAAACAAGCUUUCAACCAUCUGAGCCCAUACUCUGCGCCAACGGGUGUGGUUUCUUCGGCGCCGCAGCCACGAUGAACCUUUGCUCGAAGUGCUACAGGGACUUGCGCAUUAAAGAAGAGCAACAGGCCUCUGCUAAAGCGGCCAUGAAUAUGUCUUUCAACCCGAAACUGUUGCAGGAGAAUCGAACGUCGUCGUUUUCCUUUUUGGAUACAGCGGGCGGUUCUUCCUCCUCCUCUUCAUGUUCUUUUACGUUCGGUAACGUAGGUGUUGGCGGUGGCGAUAAAUCUGAGCCAAAGGUGCCUAACAGGUGCAUGAGCUGCAACAAGAAGGUGGGGUUGACGGGGUUCAGAUGCAAGUGCGGGAGUACCUUUUGCGGGGCUCAUCGUUACCCAGAGAAGCACGAGUGCACAUUCGAUUUCAAGGCCUCAGGGCGUGACGCCAUUGCCAAGGCUAAUCCGGUGGUUAAGGCUGAUAAACUGGACAGGCUGUGAAACCACCUGGAUUGGUAUUUUCUUUAUAAUCAUCAUCAUCUUCUUCUUCUUCUUCUUCUUUAGGGUUUCUUUAUUUGGUUAGGGCUUUGUGGGAAAAGCUGGUGGUUAUGGUGCUGUUCUUGCUUAAUGGUGGUUUGUGGGUGAAAGGGAUGGAUAAUACGUGGUGGUUGGGGGGAGGGGGUGGCUUCCAUAAUAAAGUGGCUAAUUGAAUUGUUAUUAGUUGUAGUUUGCCCUUUUUUCUUUAUUCUUUUUUCUUUUUAAACUUUUUCUUCCCUCUUUUUCUGCUCUGCUGCUAAACUACUUUAUCACAUCUAUUCUAAUAUCCAUAGUCCAUACUACAACCUAGCUUGGUAUUUAGGGUUAAUGAGUAUCUGCAUCCUUUUUC
Vitis riparia (riverbank grape) is the source of this 1353-nucleotide messenger RNA. Its product is annotated as zinc finger A20 and AN1 domain-containing stress-associated protein 1. The record is from RefSeq and is a predicted model, not a curated record. Gene Ontology annotation, molecular function: zinc ion binding; DNA binding. The coding region runs from base 450 to 968 and encodes 172 amino acids. NCBI's taxonomy places the organism in Eukaryota, Viridiplantae, Streptophyta, Magnoliopsida, Vitales, Vitaceae. Gene Ontology annotation, biological process: proteasome-mediated ubiquitin-dependent protein catabolic process. The transcript has 2 exons.